AUCUGCUUUUUCUGCCGAACGCGGCCAUUAACGAACUACGUCUGUAUCGCAUACCGACUCCGUGCUCGAGAGUAGUGACUUGUAAACAAAACGCCCGCGGAGAGACGCAUGCACGCGAAAAGAUAGCUGAUGAAUCUGACUCGAUUUAUGAAAUAAAAAUCUCUCUCGGGAGCGAAUAGUUUCCUCGCGACUCGAUUGACUUUUCUGUGCCCGGCGUAACUUAGCGUUGCGGUGUCGCUAAUCGAGAUAAGCGAUUGUAACUGGCAUAUUCUGAGGUAGAUCGCUUUGUGAAAAUGCGAUUAUAACCUCAAGGAUUUCGCUCUCAUACUUCCAAACAAGAUUCAUCAUAAAUAUUGUCGACUACGAGCAUAAAUUUAUAACUAUCAAAAAUGGAUCAGAUGCUUCCAAGUCCCGGUUUCAGUAUACCUAGUAUCGGUACACCUCUGCAUCAACCUGAAGAGGAUCAACAGAUUCUGCCGAAUGCUCUGCAACAGCAGCAGCAGUCGCAGCCACAACAAUACCAACAACUGCAGCAAUUACACUCGAUGAGUCCCAAUAUGCAGAGUGGCAUGCUGAUGAUAACGACGCCACAAAAGAAUAUACACACAUAUGCUCCGACUCCGACGUUUGCGACACCACAGAGUCUUAUGCAGCCGCAAACGCCGCAAAAUAUGAUGUCUCCUAUAGUGCCGCAAAACAAUCAAAUAGCGCCUCCGUCGAUAGGUCCUGCAACUCCAGGACCAAUGACGCCAAUGACUCCAGCCUCUGCGGAUCCUGGAAUACUACCACAGUUACAGAACAUUGUAUCUACUGUUAACUUAAAUUGUAAACUGGAUUUGAAAAAAAUUGCACUUCAUGCUAGAAAUGCAGAGUAUAAUCCAAAAAGGUUCGCAGCUGUUAUCAUGCGAAUAAGAGAGCCAAGAACUACUGCAUUGAUAUUCAGUAGUGGUAAAAUGGUCUGUACCGGUGCUAAGAGUGAGGGGGACUCGCGUCUUGCUGCCAGAAAGUACGCAAGAAUUAUUCAGAAAUUGGGUUUUCCCGCAAAGUUCCUAGAUUUUAAAAUACAAAAUAUGGUCGGCAGCUGUGAUGUUAAGUUUCCAAUUAGAUUAGAGGGGUUAGUGCUCUCUCAUGGACAAUUCUCAUCAUAUGAACCAGAGCUGUUUCCAGGUUUAAUCUAUAGGAUGGUCAAGCCUCGAAUUGUAUUACUCAUAUUUGUUUCAGGAAAAGUAGUAUUGACAGGUGCAAAAGUUCGGAAGGAAAUUUAUGAAGCUUUUGAUAACAUCUAUCCAAUACUGAAGAGUUUUAAAAAACAGUGAUUUGAUAGUAUGUUUUUUUUUAUAACGCAAAUUUGUUUUUAAUCAACUCCAUUUUCGAUUGAUCAUAGUCAUUAUUUUGUAUAAAAUUAUGUAGAUAACCAAAUUAUUUGCUAUAUUUGUUGUUAUUGUUAGAUUAUAUAGUUUUGAUUAAUAGAAUAUACAGGUUGUUCCAAAAUCACUGGGUAUCUUUUUCAUUGAAACUUUUCUAGUCUGAAAUCAAUGUUAACGAAAAUGUAGUUCAUGAGUAAUGAAUUAUACAGUCAAAAUAAAUAUUUCUGUUAAGUAAAUUUCAGAAAUAGGAUAAGGGAAAAGAGAUAAGAAGGGGGAAGGGAAGAAUAA
Molecule: messenger RNA, 1655 nt
Organism: Pogonomyrmex barbatus (red harvester ant)
Lineage: Eukaryota; Metazoa; Arthropoda; Insecta; Hymenoptera; Formicidae
Gene: Tbp
Product: TATA binding protein
Biological process (GO): DNA-templated transcription initiation
Molecular function (GO): DNA binding
Source: RefSeq, a predicted model, not a curated record